Molecule: messenger RNA, 5994 nt
Organism: Symbiodinium sp. CCMP2592
Lineage: Eukaryota; Dinophyceae; Suessiales; Symbiodiniaceae
Source: the annotation of a GenBank genome assembly
AUGCCGGGGCCCAAAAGGCCGGAUGAAGGUGACUCUGAGCCACCUCGCUCGAGAAGUCCUAGGACUCGGCCCCUGCUUAGACCACGGUAUUUGCAGCCGGAACCUUCUCCGCCUGAUGCACCGCCUAGUGGUCCGCCUCCUCCGGUGCCAGUCCACUAUGCUGCUGAUGAUGCUGCAACCCUUGCGGAGGACUCACUCCCAAGCGGCACGGACUCUAUGGAUUCCGACGAGAUCACCAUUCGAGAGCUGGCUGAAGAAGCCCGGCGGCUUCGUGCGGAAAGGGGCCCAGCCAAACCCACGACAGCCUCUACACGGGCGCAUGCUGCCGUCAACACUCUACCAGCUCCUCGCGAGGAUCAUGAAAACUCGGAGUCUGAAUGCCCGGCGGAGGACGAUGAGAUCGAUGAGAACCCCUUCGAUACAUCCUCUCGACCGGAGGACGACCUUGCUGCAGCCACAGCCACACCUUCACUUUUCAUGGAUGCGUGGUGGAACUGGGAAAAACAGGUGCCGCUGCUGAUUUGCAUAUCUGCCCUCUACCGGUACAUGCAGUGCAUCUUCUACAUUUGCCAGGCCUUCUACCACCACCUUUCGGACAUUCGGUACGGUGGCACUCUUAGAGUACCUGCAAGCUGGCAGCCCCACAUCAAUGAUGAAGCUCUAUGUCAAGUUUGCUCUGGUACAGGUGCCUCUCCUACUACGCCCACGUCUCCUACAAAGCAGUGCCGCCUGGGUCCCAAGUCCCAGGGUGCCGGAAGCAUUCGAUGUUUACGCACACCACUACUACUUUUGCUGUUGAUCGCAUGGAUACCAGCAGCAUGUGCCGGCACAGAUGCGAGGGUUGAUUCUGAUUCCCGCCCGGUUUCUGGAGCCCUUCGGGGUGAACUUUUAGGUGGGAGCACCGCUUGCACGACUACUUUUCCGGCGCCAUGCUCAGGCAGGCAACGAAUUCGCAAACGAGCUUUUGCCCGAGCGCUUCGUCGAGCCCGUUCCUCACAGGAUGGAACAACCGUCUAUCGAGGCCGAACUCUUCGUGCGCCCCAACAUAGUGAUCCACACCCAAAGCCCAACAGGCCCUCUGCAAAGACUGCGUCCUCGCCGACAACGCGGCAGCGCUCCAGGCUUCGCACUUUCAGUCUGAAUGUUGGUGGUCUUGACGCCACAACGUUUGAUUGUCUUAUGGCCUGGCUCCCUAAAGCACCGUAUGAUAUCAUAGCUCUGCAGGAAAUCCACCAUGGUCUGGGGAAAGAGUCCUCACACUGGUCCUCGGCAGGUUGGACCUUCAUAACCAGUGUCGAUCCUUCCUCUAGAUUUCAGGGCCUUGCCACGCUGGUUCGACAGGACUUCCAGGGUGAUGCGGAGAUUCACCACAAGGAGAUCAAACCAGGCCGUCUGCUACAUGUACGUCUCGCACGACCCGAAUAUCACAUAGAUGUGGUGAACUUUUAUCAACAAGCUUACCAGCCAGAUUCAGCGGGACACAAUCUCUCCAAACGACACAGUCUGUGGGACAGCCUAAAUGCCACUAUACAACAGCUGGCCAGGCGAAACAUGUUGGUUCUGCUGGGCGACUUCAACUGUACCCCGAUUUAUGUCGCGGGACACAUCGGAUGCUCAAUGUCCAGGGCUGAGCUCUACUCGGAUGCUGCAGAAUUUACCACCAUCCUGGAAGCUAACCAGCUGGUCGUACUCAACACAUGGUCUCGACGUCGUCUGCUCCCUACCUUUACAGGUCCUAGGCAUCAGUCCAUCAUUGACUUUAUCAUCACCCGACAGGGACAUGCAGAUGCAGUGGCUCGACGUGCUCUACCCCAACGAGGCUUCACACUCAGUCCGUGGCGUCAAGGGGGCAAGCAUCACCCAGUUGAGGCCACUCUCCCUCUACAUCCAGGCUGGCAGCGGGCCUCACCACGGUCGUCCACUCAGCCCAAAAGAUCUUAUGAUAACUUGGCUCUCACGGCUGCUGUCCGAGAUCGCACUCCGCAAUAUGAUGCCCUCCGAGAAGCUUUCAGGUCCAAACUUGCGGCGGCACAAACCUCUGACCUUCAACAAAUUAACGAUAUUCUGCUCGAUUUGGUUUGCAGGCUUUUUCCGCGAGCUCCUCCUCAACCACAGCUCCGGGCUUGGCAGACGUCGGAGGUGCAAACAUCAGUAGCGGACAUGUGGCGAGCAAGGAGGCGAAUGCAAAGACCGGCUGACCACCCACCAGGCUCCUUUCGAGCAUGUUUUCAAGCAUGGCGACGACGCCAGGAAUUUCAAAAAGCCUACAAGGCCCUUCGAAAAAGGGGCCGAGACGCUCGCAAAGCCGUCCUCGAGAACUACCUGGAACAGGCCCAGACUGCAGUUGAGCGGGGUGAUCAUGGCUUAUUGCAUCGCAUUAUUCGGCAAAUGGCCCCCAAAACCCGACAUGCCCAGGUUCGUAUACAUGGUAAACAGGGUGAGAUGCUCACCUAUCAACAGGAGCAGCAGGCCAUUGUUGAACAUUUUGAGACUUUGUUUCUGUCUCGACAGUCUGGAUGCACACUGUCUGCAGCUCGACCUUCGGCACACUACGAGGUCAGCCCGCUUAUGUUUCAGCAAGCCCUCGACUCGCUCAAGAUGGGCAAGGCAGUACCUCCGGGCAGCGCUCCUACCAGUGCGGUACGUGCAUGCUCGGACAUGAUCUCCACGAUUGCUGCUCCUCAGGCCGAGACCUGUCUGAAUGGGGCUGAGACGCCGUCUUUGUGGGCCGACUGUACUCUGGCACUCAUCCCCAAGCCACACAAAUCGGGGAAACGACCCGAAAACCUCCGACCUCUAGGACUACAAGAUACUGGUGCCAAGGCCUAUGCUAAGGUACUGAAGCAAUUACUCUUACGAGAAGUCAGCUCCACCAUAGCCGCUUUGCCACUGUUUGCAUAUGUACCUGGUAAAAGCACAGACACUGCUAUUUCGCGAGUGACGGCCCACUGCAGACAAGUCCGCUCUAUGCAUGAAGGGCAGCAGGCUACUGUGCAUACACGUCGGGCCCAAAUCAAACAGAAAGUGGCCAUUGGCGGCAUACAACUUGCAAUCGAUCUUUCAACAGCUUUUGAUCGAGUACCUCGUGAACGGCUAUAUCAGGCACUGAUUUGGGCAGGCGCCAGCGAGACUUUGGCACGAACAAUUAUAGAUCUGCACGAAGUUUGUAAGUACAGCAUCAAUCAUCGCGGACGUCACAGUCACAUUAACAUGCGACGUGGAGUACGCCAAGGAUGUACACUAGCUCCUUUGCUGUGGGUAGUAUACUCAGCCUAUGUAGCUGACCAUCUAGGUCAAGAAUUGUCCCACACCUGGGUAUCGCAACAUCUGACGCUGUACGCUGAUGACACACAUGCCAGCUGGCUAGUGAAUUCAUUGGGAGACCUUCGCUCAGCUCUGCAGGCCAUACCUGUCAUCUUUUCAGUAUAUCAACGAUUUGGAAUGCAGGUGAAUCCGCAAAAGUCUGGUAUUAUCCUGGGUGUCAAAGGCCUGCUAGGCAAAUCUACUCUUGCACCCCAUGUACAUGGACCUCCAGAUGCCCGACGGCUUGUGCUUGGCCCCCCGCAUCAGCAAUUGAUCAUACCUAUCAAGGAUAGUCUGACUUACCUUGGUGUCAGUAUCUCCUAUGGUGGUUUCGAGGACAUCACCCUGAAUUACAGACUGGAUGUGGCUCGUAAUACCAGAGGCCGGCUCAUUAAAAUUCUACAUGCUCGUAGAUAUCUUUCUGUUCGCAAGCGCCUCCAGCUUUACACACUGUGUGUCCGAACGGCGGCCUUAUAUGGUCUCAUGCCGGUUGGCCUCACUGCCGCUGGGCUGAGAAGACUACAUACCUUUGAGGUCAAACAUGUUCGAGCUAUCUCUCGUAGCCCGGUGCAUAUCACCCGGGAACCUACGGGGGCCCUGUACAAACGACUUGGUUUGAUACAACCAGGAGACUACCUGCUGAAGCUCUUGAAACAGCGAACUCGUACCCUCACCAAACUCCAAGAUCAGGCGGUAGCACAAUUUCAACAGCGAAUAGAAGAACUCAAGCAACACCUCGCAGCUCUGCGACAUGGUCUUCAGGAAGUCACGGCUACCCAAGCCUUUGCCUGCCCUACUUGCGGACAAUACUUUGACACGCUGCCAGGGAUGCGCUCUCAUCACACCAAGACUCAUGGAUGGAGACUUCAGGUAGUCUCAGCUGGACCCGCCAAAAGAUUGCAUGGACUUCGCAUACAAGACCAUUGCACCAACAAUAUGCCUAUUUGUCGACAUUGUAACGCAAAGCUCUCUACUUGGCACCAAUUUCGUGUACAUAUACUUACCAGCUGUGUUGUGUUGCAUUCUGACGCAAAGGGUGAAAGGCCUGCUUUGCAGUCCGCUGCGGGGCCCCAACCCGAGCCUGCUUUGCAGUUCGCUGCGGGGCUCACUGCUGAAGGUGCAACAGAAAACGCGCUCCUGGCUCCUUUUGAGCUACCUGAAGUGCAAGCCUUGCUUUCCACUAACCAGUGGAAGGACGUUCUCAACAUCAGUGCGAUGAAAGAAACUCUUCGGCAUCAUUGCGUGCUUUGCGGUCAAUGGGUAGCACGUGCACCAAGCUCCAUGAUUUUACAUGUGCGAGCUAUACAUCCAGAUUUGAUGUUGUACUGGGACGAUGCUAUGGCUCACAGUUUGACCCUCGCAGAAGGACACGCUCGACCCUGCAAAGCCUGUGGAGCGACACCCCGUCUGAAUCAACCUAUAAUGGCCCACCAGGAGGAGACCUUUGGACCACAGGACCCUAUGACCAGGGGACAGUUAGCGGCGGAGGAAGUGCGGGACAUCUUGGGCGAGGCUGUGGCGACAAUGCAGCCCCAUCCACGGGAGGAUGUGGACAUGCCUGCAGCCCCAACUCUGGGGAAACGAACGGAGGAUCAACAGAUCCGACCCACCAAGUUUUCCAAGCCAGCGGGGAAGGGGCAGGGCCAAGGGCAGUCACCCACCAAGGGACCGGCAGACGACAAGCAGAACAACCCCAGCCCACCAGCAAGCUCCUGGCAAAACCCCAGGGGAUGGAAGGACCAACAGCUGCAGCGUCGGCAAGGACAGGGCUGGAAGCAGCAGGAGUGGGACGACGAAUGGUACCACCACAGCGAGGUGAAGGAGUUACGCCAAAUGGUGGAAGCCCUUCAGGAGCAUGUGAGGCUCCUGGCGAGGAUGGCCCUGCGGCACGAAGACGAGCUCUCACAAGCUCGCACAGAGCGCGACUUUCUUUUUACUUUCGAGCCGCCCACGACCGAGGCAGACUCCAACAUGGUGAACAUGCUGGGCCUCAUGUUCAAGAUGGCGGUCCUCUGGAAGGAGAAGAAGGAGAAAGGGGAGGUGGACUCCUCUCUCAGGCUUGUUCUGUUCCUGGGCCUGCUUCGCCAAUGGACGAAACAAAUCACCACCAACCUCGAGCAGCCGGAGGACUUGGAGCAACUGGCCAAGCUAAAGCUUCUUCGCCAGAAGGAUGCCGGGCAGGGCAUGGAAUGGCCAUAUCUACGAUGGAACCAGGAACGCCAGAUGCUGGAAGAGUCGCAAACCCCGGCUCUGGAUCACAAGGAGCUGAUGACAGCUCUGGCUACCCUGGAGUCGUCCAUCACAGCCCCGGGAGCCCUCCUUCGAUUCCAUGCAACGCGACGGCUUGUGGAGCAGCACCAGUCCCCGGUCACGUUCCUGGUGACGAUCGGGAUGCGGGACCCAAAGUCCCUACUCUGCCACCGCGCUCUGUGCUCGCUAUGCUUCAACGCCAGCAGCCAACUGUUGAAAUUCCGAGUCCGCCCAGCCAGGAUGGAACGCCAGCCGCUAGCCCGGGUGCUUGCCGAGCAAUUCCCACCGCCCACGGAGCAUCCCAUGGGCCGCGGACGGAACUACAGAAAGCCCUCAUCGAAUCGCCCCAGUCCGGCACGCGAAAUGCCACCGAAGCACCCAGCAGUGCCGAUCGCGAAAGAGGGGGACCAGACGGGACAGCAGGAGGAACCCACCUCCUAG